Messenger RNA from Castor canadensis (American beaver), 1455 nucleotides. It is a transcript of the gene St8sia6, whose product is annotated as ST8 alpha-N-acetyl-neuraminide alpha-2,8-sialyltransferase 6. The record is from RefSeq and is a predicted model, not a curated record. NCBI's taxonomy places the organism in Eukaryota, Metazoa, Chordata, Mammalia, Rodentia, Castoridae. Gene Ontology annotation, biological process: N-glycan processing; oligosaccharide metabolic process. Gene Ontology annotation, molecular function: alpha-N-acetylneuraminate alpha-2,8-sialyltransferase activity.
ACACUGGGGGUGUGCGUGGCUGCGGCCGCGGUGGCGGCGGCUGCGGCGGCGGCGGGAGCGGCGAAUCGGAGCCGCCCGGGCUGCGCUCCGUCGCCCCGGCAGCCGCGGCGGCGCCGGCGUCCGUGGCUCAGAAUGCGGCCGGGGGGCGCGCUGCUCGCCCUGUUCGUCAGCCUACUGCUGUUGCUGCUGAUGCGCCUGCUGUGGUGCCCGGCCGAUGCGCCCGCCAGCUCCAGGCUUUUGGUGGAGGAAAGCAGGGAGGACACCCGUGGCAUUGGCACCUCCGCGGCGCUGAGGACGCUCAGGAGCCCGGCGACCCCGGUACCGCGCACCACGAACAGCACAUAUCUAAAUGAGAAGUCACUCCAACUGAGAGAGAAAUGCAAAAAUCUGCAAUAUGGCUCUAAGUCUUUAUCUAACAAAACAAAGCGAUAUUCAGAGGAUGACUACCUUCAGAUUAUCACAAAUAUACAGGGCUGUCCAUGGAAACGGCAAGCAGAAGAAUAUGAGAACUUCAGAGCAAAACUUGCUUCCUGUUGUGAUGCUGUUCAAAACUUCGUGGUUUCUCAAAACAACACUCCAGUUGGAACUAACAUGAGUUACGAGGUGGAAAGUAAAAGGCGAAUUCCAAUUAGAGAGAACAUAUUCCAUAUGUUGCCCGUGUCCCAGCCUUUUGCCGAGUACCCUUACAAUCAUUGUGCUGUGGUUGGAAAUGGGGGAAUUCUGAACAAGUCUCUCUGUGGAGCUGAAAUAGAUAAAUCUGACUUCGUUUUUAGAUGUAACUUGCCUCCGACCACAGGAAAUGUUAGUGAAGAUGUUGGCAGCAAGACAAAUCUGGUGACUGUAAAUCCCAGCAUUAUAACACUCAAAUAUGGGAACUUAAAGGAGAAGAAAGCAACGUUUCUGGAGGACAUUGCCACUUAUGGAGAUGCAUUCCUCCUUCUGCCAGCGUUUUCCUUCCGGGCCAACACUGGCACCUCUUUCAAAGUGUACUACACACUCAAACAGUCUCAAGCAAGGCAAAAGGUUCUCUUUUUCCAUCCCAAGUACCUGAAACACCUUGCCCUUUUCUGGAGAACUAAAGGUGUGACUGCCUACCGCCUGUCCACUGGCUUGAUGAUCACAAGUGUUGCAGUGGAACUGUGUGAAAAUGUGAAGCUGUAUGGAUUCUGGCCCUUCUCUAAAACUAUAGAAGACACACCCAUCAGCCAUCACUACUACGACAACACGCUACCUAAACGUGGUUUCCACCAGAUGCCCAAGGAAUAUAACCAAAUCCUCAGCUUCAUGUGAAAGGAAUCCUCAAACUACAAUUUAGCAAAUGUCAAGUAGCUUAAAGUUUCUUAAAGUGAAAAUCAUUUCAAUAGAAUACAAUAAGUAGGUGAGUAAUAGGUAAAGGAGGUGGUUAUACAAUACUGUAGAAGCACUCCAAAGCUUGGUUUGACCAAAGCUCCUCCA